AUGGCGGCGGCGCUGCUGCACGUCCUCGGCUCCUUCAGCAGCGCCGACCGGUGGGUGGGCAACACCAGCGGGCCUGGGACCACCGGCGGCUCCGGUAGCACCGGGGGUCCCAGGGUUAGUGGGGGUCCCGGAGUAACUGGGGGUCCCGGGGUUAGUGGGGGUCCCGGGGUAACUGGGGGUCCCGGGGUUAGUGGGGGUCCCGGGGUUAGUGGGGGUCCCGGGGUUAGUGGGGGUCUCAGGGGUCCCGGAGUAACUGGGGGUCCUGGAGUUACUGGGGGUCCCGGAGUAACUGGGGGUCCCGGGGUUGGUGGGGGUCGCAGGGGUCCCGGAGUUACUGGGGGUCCUGGAGUAACUGGGGGUCCCGGGGUUAGUGGGGGUCUCAGGGGUCCCGGAGUUACUGGGGGUCCUGGAGUAACUGGGGGUCCUGGAGUUAGUGGGGAUCCCGGAGUAACUGGGGGUCCUGGGGUUAGUGGGGGUCUCAGGGUUCCCGGAGUUACUGGGGGUCCUGGAGUUACUGGGGGUCCCGGGGUUAGCGGGGGUCCCGAGGCUCCGGGUAUCACCGGCGGGACCGGCCUCUACCCCGACUCCGGGCUGGGGUGGAUCCGGGCCGGCAGCAGCUGCCUGGUGCUGGGUCAGCGCUCAGUUGCCCGGACAUCGCUGCUGUUCCAGGCGGCGGCAGCGGCGGCCGAGCAGCAGGGAGGGCGUGUGCUAUUCCUGGCCCCUCGGCCCAUCCAGGCGCUGCCUGCCGCGCUGCUGCCUCUGGAGCCGCGCUGCCUGCGGCGGGUAGAGCUGGUGUACCCGCACUCAGUGCGGGACGUCCUGCACACCCUGGCCUCUCUGCACCAGAACCCCGGACCCCCACCUUCACUCCUGCUGCUCGACGGUGCCGACGAGAUGCUGGCGGGCGGCGGCGGGCGGGACGUGGCCGGUAAAGCGGCUCUCCUCGCCGCCCUGCUCCGGGACAGCGCCGCUUGGGCGACCCAGGCUCUGGGACCCUCCACACCGUGCCAGCUCAUUGUAGCCCUACAGACACAGGCUGAGAGGGAGAGCGCGGCAGACCUGGGCCUUCAGGUGAUGGAGCGAUACUUCCCAGUGAGGUGCAGGGUGAGCGAGCAGCAAAGUGCAGUGGCCGGUGCUCAGAGCUUCCGUGUUUCGUUCUCUGGACUGGAGAAGAGUGAAGCCGGAGAGACAAACGCCCCUCAUAUCCCGGACAACCAAACCUGGGAACUGCUCUGUGAUGCCGACAAUAUCUCACAUGUCCGUCGUGUAACAGUGGAAGAGAGGGGGGGUGAAGUGGCCCAGGGUACGUGGGGACCGCAGGAAGGAACAGGUGAAUGAGUUAUGGCCCACGUCAAAGACAAGAACAUUUAGGAACUGUGUAGAAAAGAACUGCAGAUGCUGGUUUAAACCGAUGAUCAGAAAGAAGGUCCCGAACCGAAACAUUGUCUGACCAUACCCUCCACAGACGCUGUCUGUCUGACUCGCUGAGACACUCCAGCGCUUUGUAUUCAGCUGCAAACCACAACACAAGAACUUAAUCUUCUGCUCUCUGUCAUUCUCAACUUUAAUUACAGACCUUGAGUUAACAGCUAUUUGUUUUACAAUUACUCUCCCACUGACAACUCUACCACAAGCCCAGUUUGCUAACACAGGCUCUGAAACCUUACUUUGGAGAUAAUUAAUUUGCUGUGAAGCCCACUGAUGUACCAUUCCUUUCUAAAACCAAUAUAGAUGGGGCAGGGAUGUGGCUCCCAAGGAGAGGUGAGUGAUCAUUGGUGGAUGGUCUGGUUUGGAAAUGUGAAUGACUAGGAUCAGAUUGGUCAACAUUUAGACCAAAUGGACACUAGAAACAUAAACAAUAUAUGCAGGCCAUUCAGCCCUUCGAGCCAGCACCGCCAUUCAAUGUGAUCAUGGCUGAUCAUCCAGAAUCAGUACCCCGUUCCUGCUUUCUCCCCAUAUCCCUUGAUUCUGUUAGUCCUUGAUGUAGGAAAUAUUCUGUAAUGCAGGCAUCAUUCUAGUAAAAUGUACGUUAACACAAGCGAGCCGGAGAAGGAACUGUCUACAAUGAAGAAACUGAAUGUAUCUAUGCCCCAGGGGAUCUCUACCUACUGUUGCCACAUGGACAGGCACAAGGCACACGCCGGGUCUAGUAUCAGUGGUCAAAGGCGCAGCUGUUCACAAAGGGGGAGAUCUUCACAAAUGGGGAGAUCUUCACAAAGGGGCAGAUCUUCACAAAGGGGCAGAUCUUCACAAAGGGGCAGAUCUUCACAAAUGGGGAGAUCUUCACAAAGGGGGAGAUCUUCACAAAUGGGGAGAUCUUCACAAAGGGGCAGAUCUUCACAAAGGGGCAGAUCUUCACAAAUGGGGAGAUCUUCACAAAGGAGACACUGGUUACUCUUCUCGUGAGGUUUAAAAGAAACCAAGUGAGUUUUGUUUUUCCAAUUGCAAGGAAGAGUUGUUUUUGAUGUUACUCGUUGACACAACAGUGGAAUAAAAACAGCUGUUUGUUCUUUUA
This is a messenger RNA of Amblyraja radiata (thorny skate), 2515 nucleotides long. Its product is annotated as collagen alpha-1(XVII) chain. The transcript is spliced from 2 exons. Gene Ontology annotation, cellular component: Shu complex. The record is from RefSeq and is a predicted model, not a curated record. NCBI's taxonomy places the organism in Eukaryota, Metazoa, Chordata, Chondrichthyes, Rajiformes, Rajidae. Bases 1 to 1338 code for a protein of 445 amino acids. Gene Ontology annotation, molecular function: single-stranded DNA binding. Gene Ontology annotation, biological process: double-strand break repair via homologous recombination.